AUGACGACGGCGCUCGCUUAUGCCGCCACCGCCGCCGCUUCCACCGCCACCAGCUCGUCGCUCUCCUCGGCUGCGCUCAGCCCGGUCCAUGCCGCUAUUCACCGGGCGCUUGCUCGCGGCGCGUGGCGUGAUCUCGGCUGUGAGCCUCUGGAUCUCGCUCUCUCGCUCCAUGCUGCUCUUCCGGGCCUGCCGCACUCGCCGGGAUCGCGCCCGCUGCUGGCUCGCCUCGCGCUCACCUCGCGCCAGCACCCGGCCAAGGCUGCUGCCUUUGUCGGCCACGUCCUCGACGAGCAGCAGUCUCGUCCGGCGGGGCAGGACUCGGUCUCGUCGCGCACACUGGCCUCGUUGGCGCUGAGCGCAGCGCGGUGCAAGUUGCCGGCUGCAGCUGCGAGCCUCCUUGCCCGCCUCCCGCCUGACGCCUCCAUCGACGCCCUGCCCGACGCGCUUGCUGCCGAUGCUCUUCUCGCCCGCUCGCUCGACGAGCUUGUUAGCGUCGUUGCCGCCGUUGUCUCGCCGGCUGCUUUGCUCAAUCCGGUGCCGGCUGCCGCGCUCGUGGCCCGCAUGGUCGAGCUGAGCUCUUCCCCAGCAGCCGCAACGCACGCUCUCGCACGCGCUCGCAGCCUCCCGGCCGAACGCGCGAUGCUGACAUGUCUGCUCCGCGGCGAUCCUGCUGUUGCGCCGCCGCAUGCAAUCAACGUGCUCGUGCGUGAGCUUGCCCGCGCUGGCCACGUACAGGCUGCCCUCGCUGUCCUCCGCCGCGCUCCCCACGUCUCCAAGCGCGCCGCUAUCGCGGUAGUCAAGGCUUUGCCGGCCGCGGCGAGCCUCGACGCACUCCUCCGUCCGCCACUUCCCGCCGUCCGCCACCUUGUUUCCAACCAGCGCUUUGCCCGCACCUGCAUGCUGCGGCUGGCGCAGCUCGGCGAAAAGGCCCAGACUCUGCUUGCACUCGACACCCUGCUUGCGUCAGCGCCACACGCCGCAGCUCGUGAGGUCAACGCCGUCAUCGCUGCUGCCGCUGCCGCCGGCCACGCCCGCCACGCAGAGGCCUACCUUGCACGCCUGCCAACUAACCACCGUAACGAGCGCACUGUUGUCGCCCUCAUCGAGGGCAUCUCGUCCAUGGCUCAACUUCCGCGCCUGGCCAACAUUGUCCCGGUCAUUGUCCACGCCGGCGUCCGCCCUUCCGCUGCCACCUCGGCUGCGCUCGCCCGCAUGGCUCAGCGCGUCCGCGACAACUUUGCCUCGACCGCUGACGGCAGGCUCACCUCGCGGGUCAUGGCCAACUCGUCGCUCGAGCUCCUCGGCGCCCACAAUGUACUCGACGCCGAGAUCACCCACCCGGACUCUCCCGCCCGUACCGUCCGCGUCCGUCACCUCCUCGCCUCUCACCCGCAUCUCUUUGCCGAAGCUGUCGUCGCCCUCUACGUCGACUCGCUCGCCACCGCCACCCAUCAGCCAUCGCUUCUCUUCCCUUACCUCCUCAAGUCCGGUGUCGAGGCCACCAUCACGCUUCCGUCCAAGCUUGCUCAAGCAUACCCACAGUACUACAACAACUCUGCUGAUGCCAGCAAUCCGCCGCUCUACGAGGUCUACACCAUGUGGAACCUGACCAAUCCUCACGAGGUCAUGGCAGGCACCGCCAAGCCGGCGUUCGAGGCCGUCGGCCCGUUUACCUACCGCGACGUCAAGACCCAUCUCUUUGCCGACUUUGCCUCGGACGGCAAGUCUGUCUCAGCCGUCGAGGGCGAUACCUAUGUUCACGCCAACCUCUCCGGUGAGGCCUCGCCAUACUCCACCUACAUCACCAACAUCAACCCGACGUAUCUCGGCGUCAUCCUCUCCGCCGGCUCCGACAAAGAUCUCAAGGUCAUCGUCACCGGCCCGGCCAUCGCGCGCAUCAUCGAGUGGACAAACAUAGUCUUUCGCGACUACAUCGCCCAGGACUAUGUCGCUGACCGCCUCGGCUUUGCCCUCGAGGUCCUCCUUGGCUCGGCGCCAGAGACUCUCAACUGCACCAACCCGGACAACGCCCUGGACCUCGCCUCGGCUCCGCCAGCAUGCCAAGCUUCGUUCUGUGCUGCCUUUACCAACUCGACGUACAACCUGGCCCCAAGCUUCCCGCUCUGGUACGGCCUACAGACUCUCGAUCCUGCAGCCGCCAUGCCGCUCCCGGCCUGUCUCGCCGUCGUCGACUCGCUCCUCUCCACCCAGCCCGACUCGCUUGCCCUGUGGAAGGGCGCGCGCCUGGGCAACGCCACCGACAUCGCCACUCUUUCUACCCGCCUCGGCCUCGAACGCCCGCAGCUUGCCGCGCUCCUCGCCUCCUUCCUCCCCUCCUUCCAGUCCGCCUACGUCAACAACGCCAUGUGCAACGCCUUUGGCCUUCCGGCCAUCGAGUUCCUUGCCUACGAGCAGUGGGCCCGCCUCACCAUCACAUCCGGCGUCCCGCUCUCCACCCUCUUUCCGCAGCAUCCGCUCUUUGCUGGCAUCGACGUCCCCUUUGAGUUUCCGCUCGCGGCCUCCAUUUCGCCAGGCGAGAACUGGAUGACCGGCGCCCGCGCCGCCAUGCUCCUUAACGGCACCCUCCGCGGCGGGCCCGACGCCGGCCUCCUCUCCACAAACGGCCUUGUCGACUUUCUCACCGAUGCCGUCCCGCCACAUGCCGGCGUCCUCGGCGCAAAGUACAACCUUGAUGGCCACCAGGUUGUCGACAUGUUUGUCUACGGCCUUCGCACCCUCGAGUCGUACGGCAAGGCCUACGCCGCCGAGCUUGUCAACGACAACGCCGGCAUGUUCAUCACAAAGACCGUUGACCAGUGGCUCUUUGACUGUCACGACGCCCUCCUCGCCGUUGUCCAGCCCAACGGCACCUGCGCGCUCAUCACCAACACCACAUCGCUCGAAUGGGCCGCCACCAACACCCCGCCCGACACCAUCACCACAGGCUACGGCGAUCUUUCCGCUACCCUGCAGUACACAAAGUACCAGACCCAGGCCACCGUGGCCUGGAACAACUACAACGCACCGGUCUUUGGCUCAGACGGCACUCAGUUUCCGCCGCUCCUCUUCAACUCCUUUGAUCGCUCUGCCCUCAUCCAUGUAUUUGAGACAGACCUCGUUCGCUCGCUCCCGCUCGCCUUUGAUCGCCACGUCUCGGCCCACGGCAUCGCCCUCAACCGCUAUCUCCCUCUCCGCGAGCUCUUCCUCCCCGACGAACGCUUCUUUCAGUACGUCACCGGCUUUGCCAACCUCACCAUCACCCAGCAGGCCCCGAUCUUUUUCUCCUACCCUAACAUGCUGUUUGUCGAUCCCAAGUACGUGGCAAAAAUCGAUGGCAUGCACCCCCGGCUCGACGACCAGGCCUCCAUCGACGUCGAGCCCAUCACAGGCCUCACCAUGCGCGCCCACAAGCGCAUCCAAGUCAACGUCUACAUCCCGCCAGACCUUGCCUUUGACGACUUUAACCCCGACGUGGUCAAGGACAUCUUCUACCCCAUCGUCUGGGUCGAUGAGACUUCGGAGAUCACCCCGGCUCUCGCCGCCGACUUUCGUUCCUCCGUCUACCUCCUCCGCGAUCUCCGCCUCGGCUCCGUCAUCGUCCUCUCCGUCGCUGCUGCCGCCGCCCUCGCCGCCUCGCUCAUAUGCUGGUUCAAGGCGCCCGCAGGUAGCCCGUUGCUGCCUCCCCAGCCGUACUCCCCACUGGGCAAGCCGGUCGCCCCUACAACGUCACUACCCUCCCUCAACGAGGGCUCGCGCCUCCUUCCCCCGCCGCCACCCCCUCUCACCACCACAUAGGCACCAAACCCAUACUUUACGCACGCUUCUCACACCGUCCCGGUUCCGUCCACCGUUCCCACGCUCGACAUCGCCGCAGUCGAAAACUCGCCGCCUUCGCUGCCCUGCACCGAGUCGAGCACCGGGUUGACCGGCGCGCUGCCCGCUGCCGAGCCAAGUCCACCC
Messenger RNA from Thecamonas trahens ATCC 50062, 3960 nucleotides. Its product is annotated as scavenger receptor class B. Gene Ontology annotation, cellular component: cytoplasm; membrane. The coding region runs from base 1 to 3795 and encodes 1264 amino acids. Gene Ontology annotation, molecular function: scavenger receptor activity. The record is from RefSeq and is a predicted model, not a curated record. The transcript is spliced from 2 exons. NCBI's taxonomy places the organism in Eukaryota, Apusomonadida, Apusomonadidae.